AUGGAUACUUUUUUCACUGAGGCCAUUCCUGAGCCAUCACGAGAUCCGAAAUGUUUAUUUUCUUGUCCAUCACAGUCUGAUGAUCUCUCAGACUCUGAUGAUGAUAGUCUGUCUAUGAGUAUCUCAGAGCAGAUUGCACAUCAAAAUGGCAUGCCAUCAUCCUCUUCAGCUCCAUCGUCCUCUUCAGCUCCAUCAUCCUCUUCAGCUCCAUCGACUGUCCAAACUCGGCACCGCAAUGUAACCUGCACAUUUGGCUCCAGACCUACAUCAGUUCGUCAUGAAGCAUCAUCUCAUGCUUCGCCAUUUACUAUGCAUGCACCAUCUACUAUGUGCCCAUCAUUAUCAGAAGAGUCAUCAACACAUGUGACUUGGUCACUAACUCAGCGGCGCAUCAGUCUGCCAAAUAGUGCACCACCUCCCAGCACUCAUGCUUUGGUUGUCACCAUUGACCUCACCAGCAAUGAUACUCCUGUAUUCACCUUGAUUAUGGAGUGGGCAGAUUAUGUACAAGCGCAUGGACCCAGAGAGACUCCCACCAUCAUUCCAUGGAGAGUCAGGGCACCGAACAUCGAGCUAGGUGCCCUGGCAUUGAUCGCUUUUAUUGAAGCCCAGCAUAGCCGCACUGUGGUCGAUUUGUCCAGAGAGGAGUUUGAAGGUACACUGAUAGGAUUUACAACUGGGAACGAUGGCUCAGACAUGAACUUGUCGAGCCUCUUCAUGGCUGAUUGCACAUUCAAAGUUGGGGAAGGAAUUGGUGUUGGUGCAGAAUGUGCGGUAAUUUCUAGGGCAGUCAAAAUUGUUCUCGACGACUGUUAUAUGUGGCAGGUCACCAACAACGAAGGAUUCAGAUGCCCUUCAAUCAUUCCCUUUGCCUCCAACAGUGGAAGGCUCAAUCGUUUCAAAACACACGGAACAUUAUGUGCUCUUCAUAUCUUCCGUCUUCAUCUGCCUCCCAUGCCAUGCUCUCCUUUUUUAUUAUGUUAUGCCAUCUGGGGUUUUGACGCCCUUGUUGAUCCUGCCUUUGUUCAGAAACUUGCUCCAGAUACUGCUGCGUCCCUUGUUGCCCUACCUCUUGAUCCAGCACAGCCUCUGUACUGCUCUCUUACUGGUCCUCUUUCUCCCCUCCUUGCGACUUACUCUAAUAUUCAACCAACACAGCUGCCUGCUAACAUGUCAGUUGAGCAACACAUGGAACUUGUUGGACAAGUCUAUGCCAAUGUGCUCCUUGGUUGCCCUCCCAGAGCCGCACUGGACAUGUUGAAGGAGGUGUUCUACUUUUGUCAAGGAUUUGACGCCUCCUUCAGCAACAAUGUGUUAUCAUUUUGUGAUACCUUGAAACCUUCCGCAAAGGAUUUGUUGUGCCUAAUAUAUGAUCAGUGCAUUGCCUCGCCCAGCCAAGUCAUAGAGCGACUGGAAUUUGAGGUUGCACUUGUCAGACAGUCUGAUGGUACUGAAGUUGAUGUCGUUGACUCAGAUACUGAGAAUGCCUUCAUCCUGCAUCUUACUCGUUACCUGCGAGGCAAGGGAUAUCCUAAUCAUCCUUUGAUUUCAGAAUAUGUUUCAGAGUCUGAGAGGAACAGCCAGGAAAAUAGCACGACCUUCAGGGCCAUGCAAAUGUUACUCUCUGUAUCUGGGAAUUGCUGUCUUCCCACUGACCCCAUGCAGAAAAUCAUUUGCCGUUUUGUGAAGAACCUGCCGGCGCAACAUGCGCAUGUCAAGCCUGCUGGUGCUGAUGAUAACUGGGAGCCUCUUCUUCCCAUUCAGUUUCAAACCUGUACUUAUCAAGUUUUUGUACCGGUGUAG
Messenger RNA from Suillus subalutaceus, 1803 nucleotides. RefSeq lists its product as uncharacterized. The transcript has 8 exons. The coding region runs from base 1 to 1803 and encodes 600 amino acids. Lineage: Eukaryota; Fungi; Basidiomycota; Agaricomycetes; Boletales; Suillaceae. The record is from RefSeq and is a predicted model, not a curated record.